AUGAUUUCUGUGCUGCGACCUCUGUCAGGGCGCAUAGCCGGGCGGCGGCUAGCCUUGACCCUGCGCGUCCAGCAAUGCAAUCUUCACGUUGACGGCAGAAGCCGUGUUUCAAAUACAUGGAUUCCUACUGGUGGAAUUUCCAAGAAGCCCGUUGAUGGUGAAAAGGAGGAUGCCAAUGACCUAUUAGUCCGAGGUGGAUUUCUUCGACAGGCAUAUUCUGGGGUGUUUCAUUUACUUCCACUUGGUCUACGUGUCCAAGAUAAGCUAGAGCGUCUGAUUGACAAGCAUAUGCGCUCACUUGGCGCAUCCAAGGUCUCUUUAUCCUCAAUGUCCUCGCAAGAGCUCUGGGCACAGUCCGGCAGACUUAGCGAUGGUUCCGAACUGUUUCGAUUCAAAGAUCGGAAAGAUACCCCAUUUCUCUUAGCUCCAACACACGAGGAAGAGAUCACAACACUUGUGGGGAAUCUGACAACGUCAUACAAGAGCCUGCCUUUGCGGGUGUAUCAAAUUACGCGAAAGUACAGAGAUGAGGCCCGGCCUAGACAGGGCCUACUUCGUGGGCGAGAGUUCAUCAUGAAAGACCUCUAUACGUUCGACUACAGUGUCAGCGAGGCACUGAAAACAUAUGAUGCAGUCAAAAAUGCCUACACAGAAUUAUUCAACGAACUCAAGAUUCCUUACCUAGUCGCGGCAGCAGACUCGGGGAACAUGGGCGGCUCAUUGAGCCAUGAGUAUCACUUCAUCAGCCCGAAGGGCGAGGACGAGGUUGUCAGCUGCUCGCACUGUGACCACGUCUAUAACGAGGAACUCGCAGACGGCAAGACGCACAGCUCUGAGGAGUCCGAACAUAACACAGCACCUGGCUUCCAGACAGAUGAUGCACCUGUCGAAGGUGGACCAACAAUCUCAACUGGCAUGUGGAUGGCCAUCUCUCACGAUAGCAGCACCAUCGUACGGAGCUGGCACCCCAAAUUUUCGAUGCAGGACGGCGCGACAGAGCCUGUUGAGCGCCAUGUCAACUCACACGCCGUCAAGGCAGUGGCAACCGCCGCCGGUAUUGACCUUGAUCUGAGCGUGGAAAACCCAUUACAGCGAUGGACCGCCCACGUAAAGGCAAACAAGUCCACGCAGAAGCCGCGUGUGGUAGAUCUAUACGACUCACAGGUUCGGGUAUACCAGCGCCCACCCCUGAGUGAUCUUCUCCAGGAAGUUGGCUGCACAGCCUCGGAGAUAGAUUACUCCAAGCUGGACCGAUUCCCUGGAACUACAAACAAACUCAGCCUUGUCCGCGUACAUAACGGAGAUCAGUGCUCGCAGUGCGCGCAUGGAUCGCUAACUAGCCACUCUGCCGUGGAAUUAGGACACACAUUCCACUUGGGGACGCGGUACAGCAAAGUCCUGAACGCGUCUGUUUCUGUCAACUCCGCUCUUCUCGAGGGAUCUGAAGAUCCUGGUGCAAAAUCCUCAGGCAAGGAACAAAUCGUACCUAUGCAGAUGGGAUGUCACGGUAUCGGUGUUUCGCGUAUGAUCUCCGCAGUGGCGAAUCGACUUGCUGAUUCCAAGGGGCUCAAUUGGCCACGUGCUAUGGCACCCUACGAGGCUGUGGUGGUCUCAGGAAAGGGCCUGGAGACCGUUGCGAAUCAGGUAUACGAUACUCUUACCAGUGACGCUUCAGCACCUGUUGAUGUUAUCCUCGAUGACCGGGACAAGGGUAUGGGCUGGAAACUUGGUGAUGCAGAUUUGAUCGGAUACCCUAUUAUUGUUGUUGUUGGCAAUGGGUGGAAGAAGAAGGAGACUUUGGAGGUGCAGUGCCGUCGACUGGGCGUGAAAGAGGAUGUGUCGCUAGAUGAACUGCGCACCUUUGUCGAGUCCUUGUUGGCAAAAUUGUGA
Molecule: messenger RNA, 1890 nt
Organism: Penicillium coprophilum
Lineage: Eukaryota; Fungi; Ascomycota; Eurotiomycetes; Eurotiales; Aspergillaceae
Product: putative proline--tRNA ligase AIM10
Exons: 7
Coding region: 1-1890 (629 amino acids)
Biological process (GO): prolyl-tRNA aminoacylation
Cellular component (GO): cytoplasm; mitochondrion
Molecular function (GO): ATP binding; proline-tRNA ligase activity
Source: RefSeq, a predicted model, not a curated record